AUGGCGAUCGGCUCUGCCUUCGAUCGGCUCCGGGAGCAGGAAUUGCUUGUGGACGUCCUCCUGCGACUCGAUUUCCGCAGCGUCGCCCGGAUGCGAGUGGUCUGCUGCUCCUGGUACCGCAUUCUUUCCUCUCGCUCGUUUCUAGAUCGCCACGGGAAGCAGCAGCAUCAUGGCAUUCCCUGGGUGGUACGGACGAUUCUUUCCCGUGGCGCCCAAUCCGCAGUCCUCUGGCGCCCUUUCUCCGGCCGACCACUCGAGCCCACAUCUCUGCCUCUCGGUCCGCCUGGAGUUCCCUCUACAAUGUUUGCGAGCCAUGUCACGGCAAAUGGGCUCGUCUGUGGCACGCUUGCUGGGUGGCCGGAGACGAAAUGGCCUCGCUCACGGUCUCUGGCUGUGGGCAAUCCGCUCACAAACUCUUGGAAGGUGCUCCAGUGUCCCGAGAAGGUUUUCUUGAUCGAGGCGAUGGAUGUGGAUCUUGAGACAGGGAUCUACCGGAUUGCAGUGCUUAACAUCAUUGAUGAAGAGGACGUGGCCUACAUUCUCCAGUACAAUUCUGGCUCCGGAAGCUGGGCGCUGGGGGGAUCCACGACUGCUGGAGACCUGUAUAAUCCGGGUUACAACCAAAACGAGGCAAAGGAGGAUGGCUUUUACGACCUAGACACUAUGUCAUGGAAGCGGGAAGUGGUGAGUGAAGAUCCCUUCGGCUACUGGGACGGGAGUAUUUUGGAGGCAGGGAAGGUGACAAAGAUGGGAUACGGAGAGCUGCUCUAAGCGUGCUAGAAAAGGAUGAAGAGCUUGGUAAAUGGCUCACACUCAGCCAUACUCUCAUCCGGGAAAUACUUGGUGGUGAGUGGCCACUUGAUGACAUUGACAUUCAUGGUGAACAGUGGAUGGCCCAUCUAGCAGGCGAUGUGAUCGUUGUCUCCAGCCGCAUGUAUCCUUUGUUAGCGUUUCAUUUGGUGGAGAAGAAGUGGGAGUAUUGUGGCCACUCGGACGAGGAACUGGUCUUCUUUGCCAGUCUCAACUAUGGGAGAUCUGAAUUUCCAGACAUUCGGGCCUACACCUUCGCACCCAGCUUCGCAAGGCCAUGAAUCAAAGAAAAUAUGGCUUUUAUGUAUAAGUAUAAACUUUUGUGUUUCUUAUUCAUAAUAGGCGGAUGCCAAAAAUACCGGGGUUUAUAAAAA
Molecule: messenger RNA, 1184 nt
Organism: Selaginella moellendorffii
Lineage: Eukaryota; Viridiplantae; Streptophyta; Lycopodiopsida; Selaginellales; Selaginellaceae
Exons: 2
Coding region: 1-771 (256 amino acids)
Biological process (GO): SCF-dependent proteasomal ubiquitin-dependent protein catabolic process
Molecular function (GO): protein binding; ubiquitin-protein transferase activity
Source: RefSeq, a predicted model, not a curated record